Molecule: messenger RNA, 432 nt
Organism: Ostertagia ostertagi
Lineage: Eukaryota; Metazoa; Nematoda; Chromadorea; Rhabditida; Trichostrongylidae
Source: the annotation of a GenBank genome assembly
ACAUUGGCUGGAAUUCCUCGUGCCCGUGAUCCCCAUUGCGCAAUAUUUAAUCCACUUCGUGUGGAACUCGAUGCUUUUCCGGGGGAAUGUGUUGCUAUGCAAUUGAUCGAAAAUGCGUUGGAUUCGAGACGUCGUGAAGUCACAAUGGAAAGUGGGCUUGAACAACUCGAGAGAAGUAUAGCACAGAUAAUUGAAUGGCUUGAGCGCCUACUAGAGUAUGUUAACGAAGUUACAUCUCGCGAUGAACUUCCUGCUGAUGCAACAAUGGGUCGUCGAUUGAUGGACAUUGUGAACACGGCAGCAACGCAUAUGCAAACAGAAAAAUUGGACAGUCUUGUUAAGAAUAGUCUCAGGGAUUAUAUGAUGAUCUCUUACCUGGCUAACCUUACCACUACCCAGCUUCAAGUGCAUGAGAGGAUGACAAACAUCUAG